This is a messenger RNA of Mangifera indica (mango), 1118 nucleotides long. Its product is annotated as cytochrome c1-like. The record is from RefSeq and is a predicted model, not a curated record. The transcript is spliced from 2 exons. Lineage: Eukaryota; Viridiplantae; Streptophyta; Magnoliopsida; Sapindales; Anacardiaceae. The coding region runs from base 145 to 708 and encodes 187 amino acids.
AUUCACCUCUUUACUUUACACUCCUAUAUAUUCCACUCUCUUCACUCAUCUUUGCAUCUCAUUUUUAUAUAUUGACUUCCUAUAGCUUCCUCAGCUACUCAUUUUCUUUCUACUUGUAUUCCAGUUACCUUGAUCAGUUUCCUAAUGGCCACUGCUGAGGUUGUAUCAGUACAGACAGCUCUCACAGAGGAGAAAACUGAGCAAACAAUCAAGGUUGAAGAAAAUAAAGAACAAGAGGUAGUGGCUGCACCAGCUGGGACAGAAAGUGUUGCUGAAGAGACCAAGGAACCAGAAAGUGUUGCUGAAGAGAUCAAGGAACAAGAAACUAAAGCAGAAGAGGUAGUGGCUGCACCAGAUGCAACAGAAACUGUUGCUGAAGAGACCAAGGAACCAGAAGCCGUUGCAGUAUCUGAAGAAAAAGUUGCUCCGGUUCCAGAAGCUGAAACCCCAGCGAAAGUGGAGACUAAGGAAGUGGUAGAAGAGACGAAGGUUUUGGCAGUAGAGAAAACUGAAGAGGAAACUCCCAAGGAGACUCCUGCCGAGACAGUGGAAGAGCCGGCUAAAGAAACUCCAGAAACUACUGAGGCUGAGGCACCUGCAGCGGAACCAGAAGUCGAAACUCCAAAAGAGGAAGUGAAGGAAGAAGUGAAGGUGACUGAAGGUGAGGAGAAGGUUGAAACAGAAGCAGAGGUUGAAAAGACCGAGUAACGAGGAACCUUCAAAGAAUUAAGUUUCAGUAGUGGUGAUACUUAUUAGCCUUUCUAGCUUGCAUGUCGAGUUCAAUUCAAUGGCUUAUUCUAGCUUUACUUAGUGGUCUGAUAAUAAGACGGUUGGGCGUCUAGGUAAUGGAGAUGGGCGAUCCUCGAGGACUUACCAAAGCCAACUCACCACUUGGCUCUUGGCUGACACGAAUCAAAUCACUCAAAUCUGAAUAUUCUUCUUCAUCGAUCUGCCAACCCGCUUCAUUCUGAUUUGUGUGUUAAUUGCUACGUGGGCAGAGUUUGUUUGUUGGUGCCUUGUGGGUCAUUGGGUUUAUUUUAUGUUGCAUUGCAUGUAUGUUGUAUAAUAAUAUAUUCCUGCUUUGUUCUUAUAAGAUCGUAAUGUUUAUUCAUGGGUUA